Homalodisca vitripennis (glassy-winged sharpshooter) is the source of this 366-nucleotide messenger RNA. RefSeq lists its product as uncharacterized. The transcript has a single exon. Lineage: Eukaryota; Metazoa; Arthropoda; Insecta; Hemiptera; Cicadellidae. The record is from RefSeq and is a predicted model, not a curated record. Bases 1 to 366 code for a protein of 121 amino acids.
AUGGUUGUGGAGUACCAAUCCAUGUGCAGCAAUCCAGUCUCCAACUAUCUUCCCUUUCCUGUCCUCUCUACGGAAGCAGCUCUCGUGAUAUCUGGAACAGUGCCCAUCAAGCUCCAGGUAGAAAAAAGAAUAGCGAAGCGGAAAGGAGUUCUGUAUGAAGAAGAGCAUUACACCAGACAGUGGCAGGAAGCGUGGUCACAAGACACUGGAAAGGCAGCAUGGACAAAGAGACUAAUCCCUGACAUUAGACCUUGGAUCAGCAGAACUCAUGGACAGUGCAGUUAUUAUCUAACCCAGGUACUGAGCGGACAUGGGUGCUUUGGCUACUAUAAGAGACGCUUUGCUCUGAGCGACACAGAUGCCUGA